UCGCGAGAAGAGUCAGCAGGGAGGGAGCCAGGGAAGGUGGGGAACGAGAGCGGGUGCGCGGAGGGCAGGAGGGAAGCCGGGCCUCGUCUCCUCGUCUCCUCGUCGUCGUCGUCCCCCUCCUCGCCAUGGCCCAGGAGAAGCGGGCCACGGCGGCGCGGCUGAAGGCGGCCCUGAGCCUGGAGCAGGAGAGCGCGGCGGCGGAGCUGAGGGCGCUGCUGGAGCGGGUGCUGUCGCUGCGGGACGAGGCCUCCUCCUCCUCCUCCUCUUCGGCGUCGUCGUCGUCGUCCCCGGAGGCGGCGCUGUCGUGGUGCCGGUGCCUGCUGGCCGGCGGGGAGCCGUGGGAGGGCUUCGUGGCGGCGGUGCGGGCCUACGACCCGGCCACCCUCUGCGGCCUGGUCUGGACGGCCAACUUCGUGGCCUACCGCUGCCGGACCUGCGGCAUCUCGCCCUGCAUGAGCCUCUGCGCCGAGUGCUUCCACCAGGGAGAGCACGCCGGGCACGACUACAACAUGUUCCGCAGCCAGGCCGGCGGCGCCUGCGACUGCGGGGACGGGAACGUCAUGAGGGAGGCCGGAUUUUGCAAAAGGCACAGGAUAAAAUCAAGCUCAGAAGUUCCAUCUGUUCCAAAAGAUCUGCUGAUAAUGUCAGAACUAGUUCUUCCACAGUUCAUCUUCUAUCUUAUCCAGUACUUAAGGGAUGGUUACAAUGAACCAGUUCUUGAUCUGCCCUCUGAAAAAGACCUUCUCAAAGUUCUUCAGAUGUUGGAACCCCACAUCUCAUUUUUGGAAGAUCUGACAAAAAUGGGGGGAGCAAUGCGUUCAGUCCUUACUCAGGUUCUAACAAAUCAGCAGUUCUACAAAGACCUUAGUUCUGGUAGUGGCGAAAAUGCAUGUGCGAAAAAGAGCCAUGAAAAGUAUCUUGUAGCUCUGAAAGGUUCUGGACUGACAUUUCCUGAAGAUAAGCUUGGAAGUGGAGUGCAGGAACCAGGAGCUGCAGCUAGCUCUUCAGUAGUUCAAGGUGCUACACCUUCUUCAGGGCAAGGUGACUCUUCUGAUGAGGAGGAUCAGGAUGGUAGCCAAGGUGUAGGAAAGCGCAAGAGGGUAAAGCUAAGCAGCAGCACCAAAGAUCAGUCCAUCAUGGAUGUUUUGAAGCAUAAAUGUUUUCUAGAAGAAUUAUUAUUUUGGACAAUAAAAUAUGAAUUUCCACAGAAAAUGGUAACUUUCUUACUCAACAUGCUUCCAGAUCAAGAUUAUAAGAUUGCUUUCACUAAAACGUUUGUGCAGCAUUAUGCUUUUAUUAUGAAAACACUGAAGAAAAGCCAUGAAUCGGACACCAUGUCAAACAGAAUUGUACACAUUAGUGUCCAGCUGUUCAGCAAUGAGGAGCUAGCACGGCAAGUGACAGAAGAAUGCCAACUGCUUGAUAUUAUGGUUACAGUCUUGCUGUAUAUGAUGGAGAGUUGCCUUAUUAAAAGUGAACUCCAAGAUGAGGAAAACAGUUUACAUGUGGUAGUGAACUGUGGGGAAGCAUUACUGAAGAAUAAUACUUAUUGGCCUCUUGUAAGUGAUUUCAUCAAUAUCCUUUCACACCAGAGUGUGGCUAAGAAAUUCUUGGAGGAUCACAGGCUAUUAGUAACGUGGAUGAACUUUGUGUCAUUUUUUCAAGGGAUGAAUUUAAACAAGAGGGAACUUAAUGAGCAUGUUGAGUUUGAAUCCCAGACUUAUUAUGCUGCUUUUGCUGCUGAGCUUGAGGCCUGUGCCCAGCCGAUGUGGGGGCUACUGUCACAUUGCAAAAUCAGGGAGACACAAGAAUACACACGAAACGUUGUUAGAUACUGUCUGGAAGCACUUCAGGAUUGGUUUGAUGCAAUCAACUUUGUAGAUGAGCCUACACCUAAUCAAGUCACUUUCCAUUUGCCAUUGCAUCGUUACUAUGCAAUGUUUCUGAGUAAGGCUGUUAAAUGCCAAGAACUGGACCUGGAUUCUCUUCUUCCUGACCAAGAGAUGUUGAUGAAGCUAAUGGUUCAUCCACUCCAGAUUCAGGCAAGCCUUUCUGAAAUCCAUAGUAAUAUGUGGGUGAGGAAUGGUCUGCAGAUUAAAGGACAAGCCAUGACAUAUGUCCAGUCUCACUUCUGUAAUUCCAUGAUUGAUCCUGACAUUUAUCUGUUACAGAUCUGCGCAUCUAGACUUGACCCAGACUAUUUUAUUUCCUCAGUUUUUGAAAGGUUCAAAGUGGUUGACCUCUUAACAAUGGCUUCACAACAUCAGAAUACUGUCCUAGAUUCAGAACAUGAGAGGUCAAUGUUAGAAGGCGCUUUGACAUUUCUUGUCAUUCUUUUAAGUCUCCGAUUACACUUGGGAAUGACUGAUGAUGAGAUUCUGAGGGCAGAAAUGGUGGCUCAGCUCUGCAUGAAUGACAGGACUCACAGCUCAUUACUGGAUCUCAUUCCAGAAAACCCUAACCCCAAAAGUGGUAUUAUUCCUGGAAGCUUAAGUUUUGAGUCGAUGUUGUCAGCUGUGGCUGAUUUCAAAGCACCUGUGUUUGAACCAGGGGGCUCCAUGCAGCAAGGGAUGUAUACACCUAAAGCUGAAGUUUGGGAUCAGGAAUUUGACCCAGUUAUGGUAAUCCUUCGAACAGUUUAUCGCAGAGAUGUGCAAUCAGCAAUGGACAGAUACACAGCAUUUUUAAAGCAAAGUGGGAAAGUUCACGGAAAUCCUUGGCCUCCUUACAAGAAACGCACGGUUUUGCAUCCCAGCUAUAAAGGACUCAUGAGACUUUUGCACUGCAAAACUUUACACAUUGUAUUAUUCACUCUGCUCUACAAGAUACUAAUGGACCAUCAAAACCUGUCAGAACAUGUCCUUUGCAUGGUUUUAUAUCUGAUUGAACUUGGACUAGAGAACUCGUCAGACCUAGAAUCGGAUGAAGAAGAUGCUGGGGUAGGUCAGGAACGCUGCCAUGAUAGCUGGUUUCCAGGCAAUAACUUGGUGUCUAACAUGAGACACUUUAUUAACUAUGUGCGUGUAAGAGUGCCAGAGACCGCUCCAGAGGUGAAAAGAGAACCGCCUGCAAGUACAAGUUCUGAUGGCUCAGGAGCUUCUCAGAGUCCAAGGCACUCUAAAGGACUUCAGAGAGAGAAUUCAGGGACUGCACAAGUGUUCAGUUUGGUUGCCGAACGCAGGAAGAAAUUUCAGGAGAUCAUUAACCGGAAUACUACAGAAGCCAACCAGGCAGUUCGGCCCAAGACUUCAAUGAAAUGGUCUGCUCCAGGUGCAACACCCCAGCUGACAACAGCCAUUUUAGAAGUCAAGGAAAGCAUAUUGUCUUUGCUAAUCAAGCUUCACCAUAAACUGUCAGGAAAGCAAAACUCUUACUUUCCUCCCUGGCUGGAUGACAUGGAAACUUUAAUUCAACAUGAAAAUCCAAAAUAUUUACAUGGAGAUGGAAUGACUGCUGUAGAAAGGAUUUUGUUGAAAGCUGCACUUCAGAGCAGGUUAAACAAACAUAUCAUUGAGGACAUAUGUAGAAAAGUGACUCCACCUGUGCCACCUAAAAAGAUUAGUCCAGCAGAGAAGAAAACCUUGGACAAAGAAGAAAGGCGGCAGAAGGCCAGGGAAAGACAACAAAAAUUAUUGGCUGAAUUUGCAUCAAGACAGAAAAGCUUUAUGGAGACUGCCAUGGAUGUUGAGUCUCCAGAUGUCGAUAUUGCUAUGGAGAUAGCAACAGCAGAACAACAUGUUUCUGAAGCUGUGUAUGAUUGUGUUAUUUGUGGACAGAGUGGCCCUUCCACCGAAGAGCGGCCAGCAGGAUUAGUUGUGCUCCUACAGCCCUCUUCAGUUUUGGGGCAAUGUCGCAAUUCUACUGAGUCCAAGAAGUUGCCUACUUCUGAAAAGGAGCAGAUAUAUCCUGGGGAUACAUGUGCAGCGAUAUAUGAAGCACGGCUUGCAACUUUACAGCAGUACUUUAAAGAUAGUUCCUGUUUGCAGUCAGUGUCAAUUGGCUGGGAAGGAGGUGUGUAUGUACAAACCUGUGGGCAUACAUUGCACAUAGAUUGCCACAAAUCCUACAUGGAGUCACUGCGAAAUGACCAGGUUCUCCAGGGCUUUUCUGUAGACAAAGGAGAAUUUACUUGUCCUCUGUGUAGGCAGUUUGCCAACAGCGUCCUUCCAUGUUAUCCUGGCAACAACGUGGAGCGCACCCUGUGGCAGUGCCACAGUAACAAGAGUAUGCAAGAUCUCAUAAAAGAAGUAGAAGAGCUUCAAGAGCAGCUGGGAACUUUCCCAGUAAGCAUCAGUUCAGAAACCAAUUUAAGUAAAGAGAUGGAGUCUGUCAUGAAGGAUAUCAAAAGUACUACUCAGAAGAAGUACACCGACUACAGCAAAUUUCCUGGAUCACCAGACAAUGAUUUUCUUUUCAUGUAUUCUGUAGCCAGGACAAACUUGGAACUUGAACUGGUUCAUCGUGGAGGCAAUCUAUGUCUAGGAGGUGCAAGUACAGCUGGGAAGAGAUCAUGUUUGAAUCAGCUGUUCCAUGUAUUGGCAAUGCACAUGCGACUCUAUAGCAUUGAUUCUGCAUUCAACCCAUGGAAAAAACUUACACAAUUGGCCAUUGAUGAAAAUUUGCAGAUGAGUCAUGAAGAGCAGCCAGAGGUCCCAGUGCUUUAUCGAGAUGUCUCAUCCCUUCUGCUUAUCCAGAUUUUAACCAUGCCACAGCCAUUGCGCAAAGAACACUUUAUCUGUAUCACAAAGGUGCUGUUCACACUGUUGUAUAUACAAGCGCUCGUUGCACUUUCUGUUAAAUGCAGCUCUGAAGAGAGAAUAACUUGGAUGAACUCAGGAGCUUUGAAAAAGAGUCUAUCCAAUGCAAAAAAGACUUGGGAAGUGUUGUUUAGCCAUGUAAUCAGUGAACUCUCCAAAGGGAAGAUCUAUGAACAGGAGGAAACUGAAGAUCUAGCCAUGGACAGCACUAGUUCUUGGUGCCCACAUUCCAUAGAGAUUUACUUGCAGCAAUUCUGCCUGCCUUUUCUCAGGAUCACAAGCCUUCUUCAGCACCAUCUCUUUGGAGGGGAGCUCCCCAGCUGUCAGGAAGGCGAGGAGUUUACUGUUCUUGCCAGCUGCCUGGGUUUGUUAUCACCAUCUUUUCAAUCAUCGCAGUUCUCUAGUGCCUCUUGUCUUGAUUGGCCUGUACCAGCAUUUGACAUAAUAUCUCAAUGGUGCUCAGAAUUGGUUUCAUUCUCGAAUACGCAUCCAACACAAGUAAAGGUUUUACUUAUACAGGAGCCUAAAUGGGACUUACCACGCCUCCUACAAUUGCCUGAAAAUUACAAUACCAUUUUCCAAUACUAUCACAGAAAAAGUUGCUCAGUCUGUUCCAAGGUUCCUAAAGAUCCUGCCAUUUGUCUGGUUUGUGGCACUUUUGUGUGUUUGAAAGGACUUUGCUGCAAGCAACAAAGCUACUGUGAAUGUGUCUUGCAUUCACAAAAUUGUGGCGCUGGAACAGGCAUAUUCCUUCUGAUCAAUGCAUCUGUAAUCAUCAUCAUUCGUGGUCAUCGUUUUUGCCUUUGGGGUUCUGUGUACCUGGAUGCACACGGUGAAGAAGACAGAGAUCUCAGGCGUGGCAAACCUCUGUAUAUAUGUAAAGAAAGAUACAAUGUGCUUGAACAGCAGUGGGUGUCACACACCUUUGAUCACAUCAAUAAAAGAUGGGGGCCGCAUUAUAAUGGUUUGUAAAUCACCAACCAGCAUCUUGCCAUCACAUCGCCUUUGUUAUUAAUGCUUCCUGAUGGGCUUUGGCUACAAGUAAAUGGAAACUAAGUUUCCUCCCUGGGGAAAGCUUGAAGCCUGGCCAUUUUAUGAAGUCCUCCUUUAGGUGUUGGUAAUAAGAGGAUUCAUACGUAACAAUGCAAGGCAAUUUGUCCUCCUAAUUUGAGUGAAUUAUCCAAAUUUAUUUGAUCGCUGUUGCUUUCUAAUCCACUAAUAACAAGCACAAUUUGUACUUUAAAAAUGUUGCUAAAUGGAUAUUGAGUUUUAUUUUUCCAUGAUUGGGGUUGUUUAUGCUGAAGCACUGUAUAUGUGUAGUAGUACACUUGCUUAAUAUAUUGGGGGUUUUUUUCUUUGCCUUUCGUUGUAUUGCUUUAAGAUUUUGCUUGAUCUGUAUCUGUAAGUACAAAAGAGUUGUGACACUUUUGAUCUGUGAGAUUGUACAGAAAUGGUCUAAAGGGUUUUAGAGUGUAUUUCGCUCAUUGCCAGAGAGCUAUUGAAAUAGUUUCAGGCAUUGCUGAAAAACCUUAUUCAUUCUCAGGAAUUUCAUAGAUAUACUCCAGAGAUUCAUGAAAUAGCUGUAAAAUAGAUAGCUUGCUGCUCUUAAUGUAAUACAGUACAUAUACAGUAUUCUGAUAUUUCUGUUAACUUUAUUAUUUACUAGCAAACAAAUCAGUUUUACUGUUUGUGUACAUACAACAUUUGUAAAAUGCCCAAAAUGGUCAAUUGUAAACCAACCAAGCAUGUCAUGGCUCAUUUCCACCUAGCUGUAUGUUUCAGUGUGGUGGGUAGAGAGGACAAAAGACAUGCUUGAUACUUGCAAAUAAGACAUAUUUUCUGAGUUCAAGCAGGUUUUUUCUAUUGUAUUUAUUGAGUAAUCACUGCCCUUUCUGCUUGAAUUUCUUAAUAGGGGAAUAGGGAGAGUUACAUUUUAAGGUGCCAGAAGACAAAUGACCCUCUUCCCCCAUUUCAACCUUACGUAAACAUGUACUUUACCAACUUUCCUCCAAUCUUCAUGCAGCAGCCCAAGAGUUUGUUGUUAACAGCAAAAAUUCUUCUUUUUUGACAGAAAUUAGGGUGUAGGGGACAGGAUGCGUCAAGCUCGCCACUCUCCUCCCCCAAAAAUGCUCUGUAUCUGGUUGUAUACAUUGGUUUUCCCCAAAUCUAGAAAUAUAUCUGCAGAAGCCAGCUUCCACUGUUGAGUACUAUAGGACGUUUGAGGCACUUGGGAUAAGAAAGCUUUGAAAUAGCACCACAGUGGGCACCUUUAUAGGAAAGCGCCAUGUAUAUAACCAGGCAGGGAGUGUUAUUUCUUAGUCCUAGCACAUUGCUGCCAAACUUUUUCCUUUUCCAUAGCAGACACAUGUUUACUGUUUAAAAGAGUACUUUCAGAUACUUCUGAUACUUACAUACUUGUAGUUUUUUCUGUAACGUUUUUAUCUCUGAACUAAUUUUAAAAGAGCCAUAGCCAUAAAAUAGAUUGAAAGUUGUUCUCUGCUCAAAGGUCUGAUAGGAAAUCAACUGUUGCAAACUGCAGAAGGGAUAAUAUUAAGAAUAUUGGACAGUUCAUGUAGAAAGCCUCUUUAGCCGACUAGGUUUUUACAAAAAUAUAACAUUUGGUAAUGAUUUGCUAUUUUGUAUAAUAUAGUGUGUGAUUACACACAUCAUACACACACAUUUGGAAUAGUCCUUGAAACCUACGUUUUCUUCAACUGAAAAUUUCUUCCGCUCUUCCAAAAAAACAACAACAUCGUUUUCUUUUAAUAUGUAUCAUAUAUGCAACAUUAGGAGUUUUGCAUCACCAAUUUCUGAAUAUCAGACCAUUUUAAGCACAGUGGACAAGCAGAAAUAUUCUUGGCCUGUCCUAGUAUAAUAAUACUAUCACAGGGUGCUUGCGUUUGAGUGCUCUGUGUAGUUGGAAGCUUCACAAGAGAUAAUGUCUCUACAAAUAGAAUCAAAUGCAUUAUUUAAAGUGGAUUUCUUAAAAAUUGUGUAUAUGGGUGUGGAGUAAAAUUAUUAGCCUUAACUUUCAAAUCUUUGUAUUACAUGGUGUUCAUUUUGAUACUGGUGAAUUAGUCACUGGUCAGUUUUUAAAAAAGAAAACGAAGGCACUAGUUUGGAAAUCCUACUUGAAAAGCACCUGCAUGCUGCUGGACUAGAAGUUUGGUUAACCCCGUACCUUUUUGCUUUACUAAGCUAACUUUGAGAAAUAACAGGUCCAAACUAGAACUGGGCGUGUGUGCGUGAGUGCUGCUCCUCCUGCUCCUGCUGCUGCUCCUCUUCCUCCAACAUACUGGUGUGGUUUCUUGUGUAAAUGAUCAUUUAAGUACAGUACAUUACUGUAGAAACAGAAUCCGUCUCUGACACAUCAAAGGCAAAACUAGAAAUACCAUAAUCAAUAUUGUAAAAUAUGUUAAUAAAAGUCUACUGCCGUUA
Anolis sagrei ordinatus is the source of this 8195-nucleotide messenger RNA. Lineage: Eukaryota; Metazoa; Chordata; Lepidosauria; Squamata; Anolidae. The record is from RefSeq and is a predicted model, not a curated record.